CACUAUAUGACAAGUGUCAGCUUAACCACAUGUCUGCCAGAAACGCCAUUGCUAGACCUAUGAUGGUAACACUCAAAACGCUAUGAAGUUAGGAUGAAUGAAGUAAUCUGACUUAAAGCGACAUCAACUUUUGGAGAAAAAAAGGAGAUGCUUACAGUCCAAUCAUGUCAAAACCUAUCCCCAUUAUCACCUGGGGGUUGUGAGGACCACCUCUCCGUCAGCUCCCUAGCAGAAUCUCCAAGCUCCUCUCGCCGUAGCACCCGCCUCCUCACCAAUGGCUACUAUGUCCUGUCAGACGACAGCAUUCUGUCCGAGGAUGAGGGAAACAUCUCCCCCUCUGCCUCCCAAGCUAACAUUUCCUACAAGGAGAACAUGGUUCGAGUGUUUAACAGACGCAAGAGGAGGUCGUUCAAGUCACUGGCCAGUGUGUUUCACAUGAGCCAAUCGCAUGAGUCCUUGCUGGAGGGGAAGGUGCCUGAUAGGAUGCCUCAGUCCACGCUUACCCACACAACAUGGAUGAAGGGCACUGAAGAGGGAGAUGGCGACUUGAUUCGAGAUCAUGGUGCAAUUCCAACACAUCCAGAGAAAACUACUCCGCAGACUCACCAAAUGGGGGGGCUGCAUGAUUUGCCCCUGGACAACGAGGCCUGCUUUUCUAAGGAGCAGUUCAGUCAUUCCCUGGGCGGGAUCCUGGACAUCGCAGCUCAGUCGCCAUUCACUGCUACGAAGCUCCGUCAAAUGAAACUGCUGACAGGCUCUAAGACCCAGAAAGUUCUAUUCUUCAUCAUCAUUCUGUUAGUCUGUCUUCUUACAGCAGUGUUCUCAUGGUGGAUCUUGGGGGGUCUGCUUUUGGCUUGUGUUACCUUUACCUUGAUUUUGGCUUCCUAUUUGCUUACAAAUACAACACUUCGGACCACAAGACUGCAUGAAACAGCGGGAAUCACCUCCAAUCAGGAAUAGCAGAUUAAGGGGAAAAGGAAGACAUAUAUAAACUAAAUAUGAUCAUGUAUACACACUUAAUGUCUGUCAUACAUUUUACAAAACAUACAUUUUAUUAUGCACAUUCUGACAAGAUUGCCAAAUAUUUUGAUGUACAGUUUGUUUUGGAAAGUAUGGGAAAAAUCAAUUUUAUCUAACGGCGCACAUAUAGUAUUUAAGUAAACAAAUAACUACUUUUUACAUAGUGUUAAAGCUAUAAUUGAUUGUGACGAUAUAGGGGGUUUUGUGACUCAGCUGGUACCUCUGGAGUGUAGGUUCUCCUCUCCUCACUCCUCCACGUGUUUCUCCUCUUGUCAUAUGGUUUUCCUCCCUGGCGUCCCGUCUAGGGUGUAGCCCAGCCCCAUGCCUCAUGCUACCUGGGAUAGGCUGCACCCCAACCCCCCCUACCCCCCUGUGGAUAUACACAUUAGGCAAGGAUUGAAAUAGUGAUCAAAUUAAUCAGUUGCUAUUUGUGCUGUUGAGUUUGUGUUUGUCACCAGCUAGUUGUCCCAUGAACAUUGCAGCUGGUAUAUCAUGUUCUCACUGAACAUUCAUGAAAUGUUUCUUUUUCAUAAAUAAGAAAGCUGUUAUGGGACUCACACAAAGGCACACAUCUUGAAAGAAUAUAGAAGAGUUAUUUUAAGUAGUUGGUUAAUCCCCUAGUAACUGAAAACUGUAGAAAACUUUCUAUGCAGCAGUUUACCGGCAAAAAUGAGCCGCUACGGGGCUAACUUUGUGUUAGCAUUGACGCACACUUUUUAAAUAUAUAUAUUUGCCUUUUUUCUAUCUUUGUGACCAAUAAUCAAGACACUUUAAAAUAAUUUAUUAAUGAAUAAACUUCCUGGGUAGUUUGCAUAAUAAAGUUGUUCAUUUGUAUGAACCGUUUUUAACAACUUAAAUACGUGGCACCAUAACAUUAAUAAAAACAAACACAAAACCACUUUGGUAACUGCAAUAAACAUAAGCAAAUAUCUGCAUCAUGUUUUCAAAAGAGCCAUAUAAUGUGUUGCAUUCACAUGUGGUAUCAUGUUUGUGUUGUAUUAGAAGCCUCCCAUGUUGUGAUCAGUUUAUUUCAUGUUAUAUUGGCAGCGCGAUGACCUGUUGAUGCGUAACACCCCAAAUGUGUGGUGCAAUAUUGUCAAUUGACAGUUAAUUACAUCCAUAUACCAUAUUUCCUCUUUGAGGCACACUGAGUGAAGGUUUUACAUUGAUUCAUUUAGCCGACACUGUUGUCCAAAGAAAGACACAAGUGAGGAAAGCUUGGGGGGUAGCUAGUAACCUGGGGGGUCGCGGGCCUUGCUCAGGGUCGUGACAGCUAGAUGUUUACUCUGCCAGCCAUACAGCUCGAACCCACAACCUUCUGGACAUGAAUUCAUAACAAAUAAUAAUAAUAACUAAUAAUGUCGAUCAAGUAAAUAAACUGGAUCUGUCUGAAUUCUGCCUAAUUGCCAAGUUGUCUGAAAUGAUAUUCCAAAUACUGUCAAGAUAAAAAAAACAUUAGAAAUUCAUUUUGCUAUCUACCAAGCUAAAAUAUGCAAAUAAAUUCUGCUGGCUGACUAAUAAGAAUAUA
Messenger RNA from Paramormyrops kingsleyae, 2548 nucleotides. Its product is annotated as transmembrane protein 71-like. The record is from RefSeq and is a predicted model, not a curated record. NCBI's taxonomy places the organism in Eukaryota, Metazoa, Chordata, Actinopteri, Osteoglossiformes, Mormyridae.